Molecule: messenger RNA, 4363 nt
Organism: Nicotiana tabacum (common tobacco)
Lineage: Eukaryota; Viridiplantae; Streptophyta; Magnoliopsida; Solanales; Solanaceae
Source: RefSeq, a predicted model, not a curated record
CAGGGAAUGUGUGUAUCCAUAUUCUUCCUCCUUUCGAGCUUCUUCAUUAGCUAGUUUUCUCCUACAGUAACUUUUCCUUUUUACAGGAUAUAUUGCAUCAGAAAUUGGAGUUACAAAAGAAGCCAAAUUCACGCUUGAUUGAUUGGAUUUCUACUUUUUAGUUUAUCUACGGAAGAUGGCGCAUAACGACAUUGAGGAUAUGUUAGAUCACCUGAGAAGGAUUAAGAGAAGAGGUGAUGUGAAUGUUGUCAAGACUGAGACACUUGAAAUGGAGCUAAGAUUUUGGAGAACCUUUUUCAAGUACCCUCAUACUCUUUUACCUGAUUCCUUAGUAGAAGUCAGAAAGAAGGCCAAAUUGAUUGCGGAAAUGCUUUACUCGGUUUUUGGUGGAAUACCAGGUGAAUACAAAACUAGUCUUAAUGUGGAAAGGCUAGUAUCAGAGUUGCAGGAAUUCAGUGAAGAUAACGGUACCAGUUUGAUAGACAACUUUGAGCUGAAUGAUUCGUAUAUGUUUGAAUAUAUGGAUCACCUUGACCAGAAUCUAAAUGAUGCACCGAGGUACUUGGUUCGAUCUAUCACUUUUUUCGCAAAAAAAAUCAAUAUCCCGCAGAAGACAGAUAGAUACUUAAGGAAAGUCAAAGUCAUUCAAAACAGAAUAAGGUUUAUAAGAUACUUAUAUGGUGCAAAGAUAAAUGGUUAUGUCGACCGUGAGAAGUUGGAAGGUAUGCAUGCUCGAAUACAGUUCAUGGCUGACAAUGUGCGACAGUUUUGUCUUGCUCUUUGGAUUAAUAAGGAUAGAGAUGAUACAUCUGAUAUCGAGAAUAAGCCUCCUUAUCUACUAUGCUUGGUUGUGAUAGUGGAGCUGGAAAUGAAAAAGAUUUUUCUCUGUGAACUAAAGGCGUCAAAGUUUACUCAAUCAAGAACUUUCAAGAACAAGAAAUUACCAAAAGGAUUUUCAUAUCAACUCCACUGUUUUCUGGUGUAUCUUAGAGAUAAAAAGCUUGAUAACUUUCCCACUAUUGUCUCUGCUCGAAACAUUGAUGUGGCAAUCGAGUUCUUGUUAGUUUUUCUCAGCGAUAUACCAAAUCAUGUUAUUAGUGGUAAUAGGUUGAAUGAAGUCUUAGAAAAGGUUGGAGUUCUUGCGGGUGAUAUACUUUAUGUAAUUCAAAUGAAGCUUCUUUCAGGAUCGACAAUCAAAUAUGAUGCGAGCAAGAUUGAUCUUGGCACGAUGCAUAUAUUAGAGAAAAUUGAAGAUCUAAAGGCACAAGUGGAAGAGAGGUACUACAGAUCCGUUAUAUACAAACCAUCUCAGUUCCCGACUGUUGGUGGAUUGAGCUUUCUGGAUUCUCUCCUAAGGAAAUUGAAUGAGAUGUUGAAAUCUAAAUCAGGUUUAGAUUUCAUGUUGAAGCCUCAUAUUGUCAUUUUAGAGAAAGAGCUCUCACAUCUAACAUCUAUUUUCAGAGAUGUUGCAAAGGUGCAGCAUGAACAUGAAAUUCUUAAAGAUCUUCAGAGGCAUACUAUCAAUUUGGCAUACGAAGCUGAAGUUUCCAUUGACUCUAUUCUUUCUCAGUGUAAUGCUCUUUGGUAUCUUUUUUGCUCACUUCCUGCAAUCGUAAAAGAGAUCAAGAAUAUUCGUGAGAAGGUGACUGAGAUGAGGUUUAAGAACCUCCUUCCUCUUAAGCCCUACUCUUUGAUAGAGCCAUCUAAGCAUCCGCCAAAUAAACAUAGCAAUCUUAGGAGUGAUGAGGAGAUAGUGGGCUUUGAGAAUGACACAAAAAGUAUACUUCGGCUUCUGAUUCGAGGAACAAAUGAGCUGGAUGUCAUCCCAAUUGUUGGGAUGGGAGGACAAGGUAAAACUACUAUUGCUAAAAAGGUGUAUAAUAAUGACAACGUCGUCUCUCAUUUUGAUGUUCAAGCAUGGUGCAUAAUUUCCCAAAUACAUAACCGGAGAGAGUUGUUACAAGAGAUAUUCAGUCAAGUUACGGGGUCCGCGAACAAGGUUGAUGAGGUUGGCGCACUUGCUGACAUUUUGAGGAAAAGCUUAGUGGGAAAGAGAUACCUCAUUGUAUUGGAUGAUAUAUGGGAUGGUAUGGCGUGGGAUGACUUAAGAUUGUCUUUCCCAGAUGGUAGAAAUGGAAGUAGAAUAGUAGUGACAACUCGACUUGACAAAGUGGCUGAGGAUGUCAAGCACCAUAGUGAUCCGUAUUUCCUUCCAUUCCUCACACCCGAAGAGAGUAGGGAACUGUUGCAGAAAAAAGUGUUUCAAAAUGAAGCUUGCCCACCUGAACUAAACGAUGUGAGUCUAGAUGUUGCAAGAAGAUGCAAAGGGCUUCCGCUAGUGGUUGUCUUGGUAGCUGGAAUAAUCAAAAAGAAGAAAAUGGAAAGAUCUUGGUGGCAUGAGAUUAAAAAAGCUCUAUUUUCCUAUCUUGACCGUGAGUCUAAAGGCUAUAGUCGGGCAACUAUGCAGUUAAGUUAUGAUAACUUACCCGAAUAUUUAAGACCUUGCCUUCUCUAUAUGGGGAUGUUUCCGGAGGACGAAAGGAUCCCCGUGUCUAAAUUAAUAAGUUUAUGGAUAGCGGAAGGUUUCGUGCAGAACAUUGAAUCUGAUAGAUUAAUGGAAGAGAUAGCUGAAGGGUACUUGAUGGAUCUCAUUAGAAGUAACGUCGUAAUGGUUUCAAGGAGAACAUAUAACGGUAAAGUCAAAUACUGCCAGGUUCAUGAUGUAGUGCUUCACUUUUGCUUGGAGAGGAGUAGAGAAGAAACGUUUAUAUUGGCAGUGAGGGGGAACAUUCAACCUUCCGAUUUGAAGGUGAGUCGAGUGAGCUUCAGUAAAGAGCUUUCCAUGUUUGCGUCCAAAAUGAGGAAGCCUUUCCACCAACACUUGAGGUCACUGAUAACCACCAAUAGAGGAGAAUCUUUAUAUUGGAAUCGUUUCAGUCAGGUUAUUAAUUUGAUGAGGCUUCUUAAGGUCUUGGAUUUGAGUUCCCAUAAAUUCGGUUGUUUUUCGUUAGCUACGCUGAAACCACUAAUUCACCUCAAGUACGUUGCACUUUUCAUAGAUACAUUCGAUUUUUGUGGAAAAUCACAUCUGCCCCAUCUAGAAACUUUAAUUCUCAAGUGUUCAAUGUAUACAUGGUUAUCAGAGAAUUUUUGGAAAAUGAAAAAAUUAAGGCAUGUAGAGUUUACUUCAGCUGGAUUGUUUUUGGUAAGGCAGAUCAUUGAUGAAUCCUCUAAGUUGGAAAAUUUGAGGAUAUUAAGGGGUGUUACACUUACACUUGGUUUUGAUUGCUUGAAUGUUUUAGUACAGAGGUGUCCUAAUCUUCAAGAACUUGAAAUCACUUUUUUGGCAUAUGAUUCCGAUGAAGAAAUGAUUUGUCUCAAAUUGGAGAGUCUUACCCAGCUUCAAUCACUUCGCUUUUUCUUUCGCUCGUCCACUGUUGUACCCAAGUUACACUUGCCUUCAAAUGUAAAGAAAUUGUUACUAUGCGGGCCUCGAAUAGGAAGCGCGAUUUUCUUCAUUGCGGGACUAGCAAAUCUGGAAUAUCUGGAAUUAAGGGAGCCGAAUUUUCUUGAUUCCGGAGAGUGGUGCCUUGGAGAUAUCACGUUCCCUAAACUGAAGUUGUUGAAACUUAGCAACUUAGGUAUCUCAAAGUGGGAUGCAUCAGAGGAAUCUUUUCCCCAGCUUGAAACACUUGUUAUAAAUGGGUGUAAUGAUCUCGAGGAGAUCCCCCUUAGCUUUGCAGAUAUUCCAACACUGAAACAGAUUAAGUUGAUGUGGUGCAGCCACAAUAAAUCUCUGAAGGCUUCAGCUGUGAGAAUUAAGAAAGAAGUUGAAGAGAAUGAAGGAUGCGACCGUAUUGACCUCAUCAUCGUUAUGCAUCAGAGUAGAAUGAGUGAGAAGCUAAAGAAGUUACAAGAUCUUUGUCCAAAGAUGGACAAGCAAACGAGCAUCACUGACAUACUGGAUCUAGCAGCGCAGCACAUUCGAACCCUUGAAGAUCGGGUUCAGAAUCUCAAGAUUCUCAGCACUGAAGUUGAAAACUACAAACGUGGAGGUAAGGAAUCCACUCAAUAACAGUGCAUACAAACUGGGAGGAACCAUUAGCUGAAGAUUGACCUAAAGGCUUUUUGUCACAAUUAUUGCCUCGUAGAAGAAUUCCAAACUGUACAUAUGGAAGCAAAUUUCCUUCUAGCUUUUUUAAAGCUAAAAGUGAAUUCUCUUGGUCGUUUUUUCCCUUUUUCAGUUGAACGACGUAUAAGAUUGUUUGGAUUAUUCUAGUUUUUUUUCCCUCUUAACAUUUAAUUUGUAAUUCAGUUUUGGGUUUAUUUUGCUUGCUAGAUUCUUUUCUUGAAAAUCAUAAGG